Messenger RNA from Chanos chanos (milkfish), 5079 nucleotides. RefSeq names its product eph receptor B4b (gene ephb4b). Gene Ontology annotation, biological process: ephrin receptor signaling pathway; protein phosphorylation; axon guidance. Bases 794 to 3769 code for a protein of 991 amino acids. The record is from RefSeq and is a predicted model, not a curated record. The transcript has 17 exons. NCBI's taxonomy places the organism in Eukaryota, Metazoa, Chordata, Actinopteri, Gonorynchiformes, Chanidae. Gene Ontology annotation, cellular component: dendrite; plasma membrane. Gene Ontology annotation, molecular function: transmembrane-ephrin receptor activity; protein binding; ATP binding.
GAAUGCACGCGAGGUGGAAAGUUGGAGCUUUGACUGAACUCCCGUUUUGUUGUUUGUUCGUGUUGUGAGCUCUGUUCGGCCAAAAUCGCCACGAUUCUAAAAGCACGGACAUGCGAGAGGAUUACAGGCUGUCUGGUAGUUGACCGCAGAUAUAUUGUGUUUUUGUCACGGGAAAGGAGAGGAAUGUGUAAGUGAGAGAGAAAAGGAGACGGAGCUGCGUCGCUUGGCACGACCAAAACAGCAGCAGGAUUGUGUCAGAUCUUGUAUACAGUAGCUUGGAUAUCUGUUCCACUGCGGGCCAGCGAUUUCACUGCUGGCUGUAUUCCACUUUUCCUGCUGGUGUGAACGGCACACUGAAGCGCUGUCUGAAAGAGGAGAUCCCGAGGAGAAAACUGAACGGCAUAUUUUCAGGCUUCCCCCAUCCCUCUCUUUUUUUCCAAUUCGGGAUCUCUGCAUGUUUGUCUCUCUCACGAAGAUCCCAAGAUCAGAAAGAGAGAUAUUCCGGACAGCACUAAUUUUACGUCCAAGUCGGCUAUCUGAACUGCGUAUUGACACGUUUAGUUAAAAGAACUUAACUCGCGAGAGUGAGUUCAAAGUUAUCCUGCGCUUUUGCAGAUUCUAGUUGUUCCUGCAGAGACAGCCCGAGGAGCGCCACAGAGCGUGGGUCAAUCACUGAUGUGGGUAGAAGGGCUCGCGGAGACACGGCCCAGCUGACAGCGCGUGAAAAUUCUUAGAAGUCUUCAUUAUUUCUUUUUUUACACAUAUAAAAUCCAAAUCGUCUCGUUGGUCCUCGAUGGAGCUUUUGCAAAACAACAUGGACUAUGUGCUCCGGGCAGCCGUACUCGCGAUCUGGCUCACAGUCAGUGGAUUCCCCAACGCUUGCACCGCUGAAGAGGAGGUUCUGAUGAAUACCAAACUGGAGACCUCAGACCUGAAAUGGACAAUCCACCCUAGUGCUAACCCUGAGUGGGAAGAAGUGAGUGGUUUGGAUGAGGAGGGGAAUAGUGUAAGAACGCUGGAGAUCUGUCCAGGUGACAGCUCUAUCAGUCACUGGCUGCGGACCAGGUUGAUCCCGAGACGCGGGGCUUCCCAGGUCUACGUGGAGGUGCGUUUCACCAUGAUGGAGUGCUCCGCCCUGCCGUCCCAUCACCGCUCCUGCAAAGAGACCUUUAACCUCUACUACUACCAGAGCGACGAGGACAAUGCUACACCCACCUACCCCUCAUGGAUGGAGAACCCAUACAUUAAGGUGGAUACGGUGGCAGCUGAUUUCCUCUUGCGCCGGGGUGGGGAGAAGAAAUCUAACAUUAAGACUAUGCGUUUGGGUCCUCUGUCUAAGAAAGGCUUCUACCUGGCUUUCCAGGCCCAGGGGGCGUGUAUGGCCCUCCUGUCAAUCAGAGUCUACUUUAAAAAGUGCCCCACCCUCACCCGGGCAUUCUCCUCGUUCCCCGAGACCCUUCCUCAUUCGCUGGUGGAGCAGGCAGAGGGCGUGUGUGUCGCUAACGCCGCCCCUACUGGCCCUGAUCCUCGCCCACCAACCAUGUUCUGUGGGGAAGAUGGCCAGUGGGUGGGCCCACCUACUUCUACCUGUGCCUGCCAACCUGGAUAUGAACCUACAGAAUCAGAGCUGCGUUGCCGAGCGUGUCUGGUGGGUGAGUAUAAGUCAACCGUUGGAGCUUCGAUGUGCAGUCCAUGUCCGUUAAACAGUAACACAUACAGUCCGGGGGCCUCAGUCUGUGCCUGUCGCCCGGGAUACCACAGAGCUGCUACUGACCCCCCUGAAGCUGCCUGUACCAAGCCUCCGUCAGCACCUCGCAGCAUUGUGACUCAGAUUAAUGACACCACGGUGACUCUGGAGUGGAGUGAGCCUCUGGAGCGUGGUGGAAGGACAGACCUGAGCUAUAGCAUAGAGUGUGUGCGCUGUGACAGUGUGUGUGUGCCCUGUGGAGAUGGCGUGAGUUACCGGCCCGCUCAGGCCGGACUGCUGGGCAGACGGGUGGUGGUGAGGGGGCUCCUCCCUCACACCACCUAUACCUUCACAGUCCUGGCCCACAACGCCGUCAGCAGACAGAGUAACACACAACCCGCCGGAGAGAGUGUCAACAUCACCACCAGUCGAGACGUUCCAGUUCCAGUGUCGGGCAUUAAGCCGACUAAAGUCUCAGAGAACAGUAUUACUCUGAGCUGGCCCGUGCCUGCCCAGCCCAACUACAGCAUACUGGAGUAUCAGCUUCGCUACUGCCCCAAGGAACAGCAAGACGAGGGUCAAGGCUGGCAUUACAUAACCAGCAAAAGCAAUGUCGUCGUGUUGAACGAUCUCCGUCGGGGCACCUCAUAUGACGUGCAGGUCCGAGCGCGCACCAUGGCCGGCUACGGCUACUUCAGCCAAGUGACCACCUUCCGCACCCAGCCUGACGAGGAUGAAUCUCACCAUCACAUUAUUGUGAUGGGCGUGCUGAUUGCUAUGGGACUUGUUGUUCUAAUCACCGUGGUGACUGUUGCCAUGUUCUGCUUCCGGAGACAUAGCAGAAUGAAAGACCCUGAGCUUGAUAAGAAUGGACAGUAUCGAAUUGGACAAGGUGUCAAAGUGUACAUUGACCCAUUUACAUACGAGGACCCCAAUGAGGCUGUUCGGGAGUUCGCCAAAGAGAUUGAUGUCUCCUUUGUCAAAAUAGAGGAGGUUAUUGGAGCUGGUGAGUUUGGAGAAGUGUGUCGGGGUAGGCUAAAGAUACCUGGUAAGAAGGAGAACUAUGUGGCCAUUAAGACCCUGAAGGGCGGUUACACAGACAAACAGAGGCGAGACUUUUUGUCUGAGGCCAGCAUCAUGGGCCAGUUCCAGCACCCCAACAUCAUCCACCUGGAGGGAGUGAUCACAGCCAGCUGUCCUGUCAUGAUCCUCACUGAGUACAUGGAGAACGGAGCCCUUGACUCCUUCUUACGGCUGAAUGAUGGACAGUUCACGCCUAUCCAGUUGGUUGGCAUGCUGCGCGGCAUAGCAUCUGGUAUGAAGUACUUGUCAGAGAUGAGUUACGUCCACCGGGACUUGGCAGCGCGGAACAUUCUGGUUAACAGCAACCUGGUGUGUAAGGUGUCUGACUUCGGCCUGUCCCGGUUUCUGCAGGAGAACUCCUCAGAUCCUACCUAUACUAGCUCACUGGGUGGUAAAAUCCCCAUUCGCUGGACAGCUCCUGAGGCCAUCGCCUUCAGAAAGUUCACCUCUGCCUCUGACGUGUGGAGUUACGGCAUCGUUAUGUGGGAGGUCAUGUCGUUCGGGGAGAGACCAUACUGGGACAUGAGCAACCAAGACGUGAUAAACGCUAUAGAACAGGACUACCGUUUACCUCCUCCUCCGGAGUGCCCUGCCUCUCUGCACCAGCUCAUGUUAGACUGCUGGCAGAAGGAGCGGUCGUCACGCCCUCGAUUCUGCGACAUCGUCAGCGCUCUUGACAAACUCAUCCGUAACCCCGCCUCUCUCAAGAUCACGGGUCACCUCACAGACGGACCUUCUCACCCACUGUUGGACCAGCGACCCCCUCCUCCCCUGUCUCAGUGUGGGUCAGUGGGGGAGUGGCUGAGAGCCAUCAAAAUGGGACGUUACGAGGACAACUUCAUCCAGGCUGGAUUCACAUCCUUCGAACUGGUCGCUCAGAUAUCCACUGAGGAUCUGUUGCGAAUUGGUGUCACUCUGGCCGGACAUCAGAAAAAAAUACUCUCCAGCAUUCAAACACUGCGAGUCCAUGGCAAAAACACCAGCACGCUACGAUACUGACUUCACACAUUCACAGCCAUGCAAAAAGAAACACAAAUGCACAUACGCAACCAGUCGGCGUUGAUGGACACAGCUGCUGAAAUCCACUGCGGAAAUGCAAAAAGGAUGAUAUCACAGUGAAAACCAGUCAGAUAACACCACAAGUCGUACGACCAAUCAGCAUCCAGCACUGCACGAAGUCAACUACUGGAAGGAUGACAUCACAAUAACGGCAUUGCCUCUUUUCUGCAGAUUACUCCAGGACAUUCCACUGAUUAUCAAGGACUACUGUGACAUCAUAAUGCUGACAUGCAAUAAUGCCCAUUUGCUGUUGGACUGGGCCUGAGAAAAAGGAUUGGCCAUCUUCACUUUGGUCACUGGCACAGAACUCAAGAGCUAAAAACAUUAGAUGAAAAUGAAAGAAGUAUGAGUGAGCUAAUAAAAAAGACUCUUUCUAUACACAAUACAAAAAGUGCUUUUUAGCCUUUCCAAGAUUUUUUUCAAUGGACUGGUGUGGUUUAAAAUAGCCGCCCUGUGUUUUUCUUUUGUUGCUGAAGAAAAUUCAUUUUCAUUUUGCAUUUUUUUUUGUAAUAACGGACAAAUAUUUUAAUCUCUGCAUCCCUCAGGACACCAAAGACAAACCUGAGGUUAUGAGAGCACUUUUAGAGGUCACGACAUCUGUGCGUACACACACUGACUUGUUUGUCUUUAGAGAGAAGUGGUGAGAGUGGCAAGACAGUAAAAGACAUGGAUCCCUUUAUCUUUCUCUGAAUGGCAAUCUUUAGCAUAUGCUAAAAUUGCUAUAUAGAAGAAAUAUUGAUUUUUUUUGUUGUUGUUGUUGUUAAAAUAGAGGAUCUUUUUUCAGUGAGAUUGUUAAUUCAGGGUUUAUCAUAACGCUUAAUAUGACUGUCAUAAACCUGCCAUUGAAUAAUAAGGUUUGAUGAAAGCCUAAUGGUUACUGUGGUAACCUGGUGCUUAUAAUCAAAAGGGGUGGAGUCUGGGAUUUUGGACUGUACUGACUCCACCCCCCAAGUGAGGAGGACCAAUGGCCUGCUGCCUGCACCGGAUGUGAACUAUUGAACCCGGAGAAGUUGCCAUGGGAAUUUAGCCCUUCUGAAUUCUGGGAGAUUUCAAAUCGGAUCUUCACAUUGAAGGUCCUUUAUUAACUAUUCUAAUAAACCAAGGAUAUUUUUAAUUAUUAUUUUGCCUUUUUUGUAAGUAUAAAAAGCAUAAAUAUGAAUGAAUUUAUAUUUGAGCAAAAAUACUGGGAAGAGAAUUAAGAUGUGUCAUCGGCCAAGACCACGAUGUAAUCUUUUGUGGUCAGUCACAAU